CCAGUUGUUUCACCUGAAAAUGCCGGCCAAAUGCUUCAAAUGUUUGCAUAUUUUUAUCAGUGAGCCAAAGUCAUGUCAAUAUCAGAGCAACACAUUGUCGGACUACGCGAUCUGCUAGUUAACGAAACAAACAUACCCGUGCUGCUGCAAUUAACCAAAAGUGUGACAAAAAAUGUCUGCAAAGUUGAGGAGCCAGAAGAGGCGCUUGGCUAUCUUACUUCGCAUGUGGAUGAUAUACACAAGCUGCUGCACAAGCGUCACAUCACCAGGGAUCUGUUAUUUAAAUAUUUGCACACACGCUUGCCGUGCACUUCAACAGAUUUCACCAAAGCUGAUCUGGUGAUGAGAGUGAUAAAAUAUUGGGAUCAGCAAGGAGCAAGUCAGAACCUUGCAAUUGUUGGUACUCACAACGCCGAGGAACAGCAAUUUCCCAUACACUUAAUUGCGCGCAAAUUCGGCGAAUGGUUUUUCAACAAAUACAACAAUAAUGACUUGUGCCACACGGAUCUGUGGAGCGAUGCAGCGUUGCAUCUGAAAGUGAUUGCGGAUGAUGGGGCAAGUGAGCUGGAGUGCGUUGGCGUUGCCGAAGUGUUGGACGCACUAGUGAAAGCAAAGCAAACAUUUGACUUCUAUUUCAAUCCGAAUCUUUCGCAUUCGGGUGUCCAGGGCCGGAUGGAUCCAUAUGGUCAGGUUGUGGUGCUCUGCUGCGGCACAUUGCACUCAGAGCAGAGAUCCGUUGGCGUCUUUGAGUGCUCGUUUGGCUUGUUGCGCGAUCCGCAUGCGUGCAACAAUUGGAAGCCGAAAAAGUUCAAGUGCCUGCUGCGCAGUGCAGAGAGUCCACCGCCUCUGCACACCCUAAUCGAAUGCGAUACACUGCAGGAGGCACUGGCGCUGCCAGCACCCAGUGAUACACUGGACCAACUGUGACUGACUAAGAGCUCUCGUUAAUGGAUAUUUAUUUAAUUAGAAUAUAUUUAUAUGUUGUAUACAUAUCUAGUCUGUUUAAACUGCCGUCAAACCUGCAAAUUUUUACUUGAUUUGCUUCAAAAAACAAUACAAAAAAAAAUGACAAUAAGACAAAA
This is a messenger RNA of Drosophila grimshawi, 1082 nucleotides long. RefSeq lists its product as uncharacterized. Lineage: Eukaryota; Metazoa; Arthropoda; Insecta; Diptera; Drosophilidae. The coding region runs from base 73 to 927 and encodes 284 amino acids. The transcript has 2 exons. The record is from RefSeq and is a predicted model, not a curated record.